This is a messenger RNA of Debaryomyces hansenii CBS767, 456 nucleotides long. RefSeq lists its product as uncharacterized. Bases 1 to 456 code for a protein of 151 amino acids. NCBI's taxonomy places the organism in Eukaryota, Fungi, Ascomycota, Pichiomycetes, Serinales, Debaryomycetaceae. The transcript has a single exon. The record is from RefSeq and is a predicted model, not a curated record.
AUGCUAUCACGAAGUGCUUCGGAAACACCUGCUAUAAGAACUGGAUCAUUUACCCCAGGACCAAGUCAUAUGAAUACUUCAAUUACAUGGGUCAAAGAUUGGUACAGUCCGGAUAUAAAUAAUACAUCAUUUCAAAAUAACGGAGGUAGCUUUGAACCUCAUAGUAUAAAAUUGAAGGGAUGGCAUAAGACUAGCGUUGAUUCGAACAAUAAUCCGGCUGUGAAAUUUGAUUCUGCUGAUACUUUAGACUUAAAUAACUGGAAGUAUUAUGAAGAAGUGGUAAUUAUGAACCAUUUGGGCGAUGAUGGCGUCUCUGGAAAUGGUACAAGUGAAGGUGUCCCUGAGAAUGGCAUAAGUGAAGAUAAUGCUGUAUCGAAAGAUGAGUUGAGUUCAGCCUUAAGCAUCAAAAAUCAAGACGAAGAAAUUGUUUCAUUAUCAGGCAUUACAGACACCUAA